This is a messenger RNA of Anolis carolinensis (green anole), 2189 nucleotides long. RefSeq names its product crystallin mu (gene crym). Gene Ontology annotation, molecular function: thyroid hormone binding. Gene Ontology annotation, cellular component: cytoplasm. The transcript has 8 exons. Lineage: Eukaryota; Metazoa; Chordata; Lepidosauria; Squamata; Anolidae. Bases 910 to 1830 code for a protein of 306 amino acids. Gene Ontology annotation, biological process: thyroid hormone metabolic process. The record is from RefSeq and is a predicted model, not a curated record.
GACCCCUCCAAGGUCAUGUGGCUGGCAUGACUGCAUGGAGCGCUGUUACCUUCCCGCUGGAGCGGUACCUAUUGAUCAACUCACAUUUGCAUGUUUUCGAACUGCUAGGUUGGCAGGAGCUGGCGCUAAUAGCGGCCGCUCACGCCGCUCCCGGGGUUUGAACCUGGGACCUUUCAGGCUCGGGCUGUGGCGCAGGCUGGAGAACAGCUGCAAUGAAUCACUCUGACCAGGAGGUCAUGAGUUCGAGGCCCGCUCGGAGCCUAUGUUUGUCUUGUCUUUGUUCUAUGUUAAAAGGCAUUGAAUGUUUGCCUAUAUGUGUAAUGUGAUCCGCCCUGAGUCCCCUUCGGGGUGAGAAGGGCGGAAUAUAAAUGCUGUAAAUAAAUAAACGCACUUCGCCACCGGGGCUCCUGGGCUUAUAUACCUGUGGAAUAAUGUCCAGGGUGGGAGAAAGAACACUUGUCUGUUUGAGGCAAGUAUGAAUGUUGCAAUUGGCCACCUUGGUUAGCAUUGAAUAGCCUUGCAGCUUCAAAGCCUGACUGCUUCCUGCCUGGGGGCAUUCUUUGUUGGGAGGUGUUGGCUGGCCCUGAUUGCUUCCUGUGGGUGAAACUUCAGGAGAGAAUGCUUCUGGAGCAUGGCCAACAUAGCCCGAAAAACUCACAGCAGCCCAGUGAUUCCGGCCAUGAAAGCCUUUGACAACACUUUGACAAUGUUGGUGUUUCUCAAACUUUGAACUUCCUGACAUUUUGGAUUUUAGCUCCCAGAAUUCCUGGUUAAUUACUGCAGUUCAAUACUCUGGAUUUGGUGGCCAUCUGUUAAGGGUGCUUUGAUUGUGCUUUUUUUGUAUGGCAGAAUGGGGUUGGACUGAAUAGCCCUUGGGGUCUCUACUUGAUUCUAUUAUUCUAAGGAAGAAUGUUGUUCAUAGUGGGUAUGUGGGUUGUGGAAAGAGCCAACUGUUACCCUAAAAGGUCACUGGAGGGUAGUGGAAAAAAGCCAGCUAUUAUCCAGAGGUCACUGGAGGGUCCUGGGAAAAAGCCAGCUGUUACCCCAAAAGGCCACCGCUUUUUAGGAGUCAUGCCCGCCUACAGUGCCAACGAAGAUGCCCUGACCACCAAGUUGGUGACCUUUUAUGAGAACUCCAAGGACCCCACGGUGCCGUCCCAUCAAGCCACGGUGCUCCUGUUCGAUCCCAGCAACGGCUCUCUCCGAGCAGUCAUGGACGGCAGCGUCAUCACAGCCAAGCGGACGGCUGCUGUUUCUGCCAUUGCCACCAAGCUUCUAAUGCCAGCAAAUUCGGAAGUAUUGUGCAUCCUAGGCGCUGGAGUUCAGGCCUACAGCCACUAUGACAUCUUCACUGAAUUAUUUGCCUUUAAGGAGGUGAGGAUCUGGAACCGCACUGAAGAGAGAGCCCAGAAGUUUGCUGACUCGGUUGCUGGGCCAGUGCGGGUCUGCUCUUCCGCUCAGGAGGCGGCAACUGGAGCUGAUGUGAUCGUAACUGUCACGAUGGCAACAAAACCAAUUUUACAUGGAGAAUGGGUGAAACCUGGAGCCCACAUCAAUGCCGUAGGCGCCAGCAGGCCAGACUGGCGGGAGCUGGACGAUGACAUCAUGAAGAACGCUAUGUUGUAUGUGGAUUCCAGGGAGGCCGCCCUGUGUGAAUCGGGAGACGUUAUUUUAUCAGAGGCUGAGAUUACUGCAGAGUUGGGCGAGGUCUUGUUGGGAACAAAGCCCGCCUUGCGUGAGAAAACAACCGUGUUCAAGUCCCUGGGCAUGGCGAUAGAAGAUACAGUAGCAGCAAAAUUGGUCUUCGAUUCCUGGUCGGCUUCCACCUGAAAUGAAGAUCUGUGACUGCCCUGAACAACAAAGCAAUAAAAUAGCACUUGGGGUUGUGUUUCUCCCCCCAAAAAACCCUAUUCUUCCAUCCUAUACACAUUUAACUGGGAGCACCAUGUUGUUCUCAGUGGCGUUUUCUUCCAAGUAGAGAUGCCUAUGAUUGCACUAUCAUUCCUACUAUUUUAUAGGAAGGAUUUUUAAGGCUAAAAUAAUUAUAUAGAUAUGACUUUUGGGUUAUCUUUUGUGACCGGAAUCCUAUUGUUUUCCUUGGCUAUGCUUCUAACUCUUCACUUACACUUAGUGUGAUGUAAAUAGAUUUUUUGUCUCUUUGGGAAAGUAUAACAUUCUCUAAUAUGAAA